Xenopus laevis (African clawed frog) is the source of this 5748-nucleotide messenger RNA. RefSeq names its product cadherin-7 (gene cdh7.L). Gene Ontology annotation, biological process: adherens junction organization; cell adhesion; cell migration. Bases 661 to 3012 code for a protein of 783 amino acids. The record is from RefSeq and is a predicted model, not a curated record. Gene Ontology annotation, molecular function: beta-catenin binding; cadherin binding; calcium ion binding. Gene Ontology annotation, cellular component: catenin complex; plasma membrane; membrane. The transcript is spliced from 12 exons. NCBI's taxonomy places the organism in Eukaryota, Metazoa, Chordata, Amphibia, Anura, Pipidae.
UUUUCAGUCCGCGGCUUCUUCCCUCCCGAGCGCGACUGAUCGUGUUUCCUGAAACAUCUCUCAAGCUCUGGGCUUUCUAAUGCAAAUACCUCCCCACCAGAUAGAUUGGAAGCAGCCCCCACCCCCUGCAUCAUAACCCUCUACUGCUUCCCUUACUCCAUCUGUAGUUUCUUGUCAAGAAAGAUGGUUUCGGGUUGGACGCAUUUCUUCUAGCAGUCGCGUUUUCCAGGAGGAAGCAUAAAAUAAAAAGUCAUUGCGCAACUGAGUGUCGCUGGAGUCAGAUGAAGUGGCGCUAGUGAAGGGGCACGGAGCAUGAUCUCACACAAACACUUCAGUCCCCUGGAGACCCUCACAUCACAAAGCUGCUGCUGCUGCUGAGGCUGCCGGAUGAGCGCACAGACCUCCUAGAACUUCGGAGCCGGCGCCAGCGCAAAGCACGUGUAAAGGGGCAGGUGGUGACAGCGCUGCGCAACGCACUAAAAUCCUUUUUUUUCUGGCUGAACAAAGAGACACGAUAAGGCACCUAUGUGAUUCAAUGGAUAUAUACCAAGGGUAACCCCCUUCUCUUCAAGACUCACAAAUUAUUUGGCACCCUGUUGAGAGUUCCAAACUGAAACUUUUGGGAUUGUCACUCUCAUAUAUUUUUUAAAGAAAACAAAAAUGAAGAUGGGAAAAUGUGAGCUGUGUCAUUAUCUUCAGAUUAUAGCUAUUUUCCUUUGUCUUUCUGGAAUAAGCCAAGCUGAGCUUUCUAUGUCUACAUCCAAGCCUUACAUCCAACCUGGGAAGUCAAGAACAAAGCGCAGCUGGGUUUGGAAUCAGUUCUUUGUACUGGAGGAAUAUACAGGUACAGAACCUCUCUAUGUGGGCAAGCUUCAUUCUGAUGUGGAUACAGGAGAAAAUGCUGUCAAAUAUGUCUUGACAGGGGAAGGGGCAAGUUCCAUUUUCAAUAUUGAUGAGAAAACUGGAGAUAUUCAUGCUUCAAAGAGGUUGGAUCGGGAGGAACAAGCCUACUACACACUGCGGGCCCAGGCUAUUAACAGGUUAACUAACAAGCCAGUGGAACCUGACUCUGAGUUUGUCAUUAAAGUACAAGAUAUAAAUGACAAUGAGCCUAAAUUUCUGGAUGGCCCUUACAUAGCUGGAAUUCCUGAAAUGUCACCUGUUGGAACAUCGGUGCUACAAGUUACAGCAACAGAUGCAGAUGAUCCUACAUACGGGAGUAGUGCCAGAGUUUCCUACAGCAUUGUUCAAGGUCAGCCCUAUUUUUCCGUGGAGCCAAAGACUGGCAUUAUUCGAACUGCUUUACCUCAUAUGGACAGAGAAGCCAAAGAUCAGUAUCUGCUUGUAAUACAAGCAAAGGACAUGGUGGGACAAAUGGGAGGAUUAACUGGAACAACUUCUGUAACAGUAACACUUACUGACGUCAAUGACAAUCCGCCAAGAUUUCCUCGUAGAUCUGAUCAAUAUUAUGUUCCAGAAUCUUUACCUGUUGGUUCAACAGUUGCUAAAAUAAAAGCAGAUGAUGCUGAUACAGGGGUCAAUGCAGAAAUGGAAUAUAAGAUAUUAGAUGGUGAUGUUGAUGGCAUGUUUAAAAUUACAGUAGAUAAAGACACCCAGGAAGGCAUUGUUAUCACUGAAAAAGAGCUGGAUUAUGAAUCAAAGAUAAGUUAUACCCUUAGGAUAGAAGCAUCAAACAAACAUGUGGAUACUCGGUUUCUCGGAGUAGGUCCCUUUAUGGAUACAACAACCGUGAAAAUUAUCGUGGAAGAUGUAGAUGAACCACCUGUGUUCUCUUCAAGGUUGUAUUCAAUGGUGGAGUCUGAAGCAGCAAAAGUAGGAACUAGUAUAGGAACAGUAACAGCACAUGACCCAGAUGCAGCCAAUAGCCCAGUGAGAUAUUCAAUUGAUCGCAAUACUGAUCUGGAGAGGUUUUUCAACAUUGAUGCCAACAGUGGGCUUAUUACCAUAGCAAAGCCUCUAGACAGAGAGACCAAUGCUGUCCAUAAUAUCACAGUAUUAGCAAUUGAGAGUCAAAAUCCUGCACAAAUUGGCAAAGGAUUUGUUGCAAUACGCAUUCUGGAUAUUAAUGAUAAUGCACCUGAAUUUGCAAAUGAAUAUGAGACUACAGUUUGUGAGAAUGCUUCCCCUGGAGAAGUUAUUCAGGAAAUACGCGCGGUUGAUAAAGAUGACCCAUCAAGCGGCCAUUGGUUUUAUUUUACUUUGCCAUCAGAUGCAAGCAAUGUCAAUUUUACUUUGCAAGACAAUAAGGAUAACACAGCUUCGGUCAUAACAAGAAGAGGUGGCUUUCGGAGGCAAGAACAGUCUGUCUUUAUUUUGCCCAUUGUGAUUGUGGACAGUGGAUCUCCUUCUCUCAGCAGUACAAAUACCCUUACGAUUAGAGUUUGUGAUUGUGAUGCAGAUGGUUUGGCCCAGUCUUGCAAUGCUGAAGCAUACACACUACCUGCUGGUUUAAGCACUGGGGCUCUGAUUGCAAUCUUAGCUUGUGUCCUGACAUUACUUGUGCUCGUUCUUCUAAUUGUUACAAUGAGAAGACGGAAAAAGGAACCGCUAAUAUUUGACGAAGAAAGGGAUGUCCGAGAGAAUAUUGUAAGAUAUGAUGAUGAGGGGGGUGGCGAAGAAGACACUGAAGCAUUUGACAUGGCUGCAUUAAGAAAUCUCAAUAUUCGAGAUAGUAAAACAAGGAGGGAUGUGACUCCAGAAAUCCAGUUCUUGAGCCGACCGUCCAUUAGAAGUGCACCAGACAAUGUCAUUUUCAGGGAAUUUAUCUGGGAGAGAUUGAAGGAAGCGGAUGUGGAUCCAUGUGCACCACCUUAUGACUCCCUGCAAACAUAUGCAUUUGAAGGAAAUGGAUCAGUAGCAGAAUCUCUAAGUUCUCUAGAGUCAAAAAGCUCAAACUCUGAACAAAAUUAUGAUUAUUUGAGUGACUGGGGUCCUCGAUUCAAAAGACUUGCAGAUAUGUAUGGCACUGCUGAGGACAACUUGUAUUCAUAGCAUUAGAACAUCUUCUGUAUAUGACUGCACUGCAGAUAAACUCAGUAUUGACUAAUGCGUAUAUAUGUACAUUUGUCUAACAUUCUAGAAUUUUAAUUUAUAAAUCUUUUCUUUAUCACUAAUGAUCUAUGGACUCCACUGAUCAGGCAUCCUUUUAUAAAUUCAAACCAAGUGUAAAUACUACCAAAAUGUUUAUUUUUGAAUCUGUAGAAACGGCUAAUUCAGAUUUUAUUAGUGAUCAGUAAAUUUAGGGGCUGAUUUUGGUAGCUGGGAAUUAAUGUUUCACAUUAGAGCAUUUGAAAUAUGUAGUGUGCUUAAAGAAUGUUAUUACCUUAUACUUUGCUGGAAAAUUACUUUCCAGUAUAACUCCUGGAACAAAUAAAUCCCCUGCAAGAUAAGUAUGUUGCUUGCUGUUGGAGCAAAAGGACACAUUCUUGUAUGUUUAAACACCUGCUGCUCAUAAACAAAAUAGGCUUGUGCUAUAAAAGCAAAUUGAGCUUUUAGAAACACAGUCUAGUAAUUUUGAAUUAUUUAUAUUCAAUUAGGAUAUAUAAGCUUAUACAGAAGCUUUGCAGACACUAUAACAUUUAUUUACAUUUUUAAAGCAAGCUCUUACUCCAUUGACUAUACUUAAGCCUAAGUUUGUACUAUUGAUGGUAUUUUCUAUAAGAAACAAAGUACAGGUAUAGGGUCCCUUAUCUGGAAACCUGUUAUGCAGAAUGGAAGGCCAUCUACAGUCUGUUUUAGCAAAUAGUUAUAAUUUUAAAAAGUGGUUUCUUUUUCUCUUUAAUAAAAACAUGGUGCCUUGUACUUGACCCUAACUAAGCUGCAUGAUUCCGUAUUGGUAGAAAAACAAGCCUAUUACAUUUAUUAUAAUGUUCAAAUUAUUUUAGCAGACUUAAAGUCUGGUGAUCCAAAUUAUGGAAAGAUCCCUUACCUAUAAACUCCAGGUUCUGAGCAUUGGCGAUAACAAAUCCUAUACCUGUAACAACUUAUUUGUUAUCCAUAUUACAAAAUAAACCUGGCAUCAAUAACAAUUUAAAAUAUCAAUACUCACCUUUUUGAAUAUGAAUUAAAUGACUAUUGCUUCUGCUGAAAAUACAUUUUGCCUGCUGUUUUAAUCACCAAAUUGUCCAUGGUUUUAAUUAUGAUAUGAUAUUUAAGAUACACAAUGUUUGGUUGUGAGAGUUAAAUAGAUUGUAAAUAUACAGCUCAUUCCUUCCCAUGAUUCUGCCUGUUUUGUUAGCUGUUUUGUGGGAUUAUCUGUCCAUAGUCAAUUUUUAUCACAAGGACCAAACAUGGAGUAGCUUCAGUUACCCUGUGUGUACUGUUAGCUCAAGAACUAACAAAAACAAUAUAUUGUUCAUGAGUAAAACAAUUCAAACAAAAAAUAAUCCUACUCAUUGAACUCAUGUUGGAUGAGGUGGUAUAAAGUUAUGUGUACAAGGCAUUAAGAAAUAGAGAAAUUCUCUCAAAAACAAUGGUAAUCCUCCAAUAGCAGGUUUGUGCGUUUAGAAGAAUAUGGUGAGGCACCCAACAUAUUUUUUAUAAAUAUUUUUGCAAACAUAUUCCACAGCAAUGUGCAAUAGAAGAAUGUAUACAUUUAAAACACAAAUAACGCAAAAACACUGACCAAUUCAGAAGGUAAAGAUGACCUUGUUUAUUAUUAUUAAGGCUUACAUUAUAUACGAAGAAAGGGUAUAAGGCACAAAUGGAGUAAAUAUGUAUAAUGUUUGCUAUAGGUCUAGUCACCUAUAGCAACCAAUAAGCAGGAGCAUUUACUGGUCACCUGUUGGUUGCUAUGUGUUACUUAAACUAGGCAAGCUUCAUGUUCUUUUUUUACAUGCUAUUGUUAGUUUAGGGGUUGAACAAAUCAGGAAUAAGUGAGAGAUGUGGCAUGGAGUAUUGCAGAUAACAGGGGACAGAGGUUGGCUAAGGAAUACUAAGCUACAGCAAGGUGUAAAUUAGAUGAAAUGUGGAAGGGAUUUCCAGAGAGGGGGAUAAGAUGUGUGAGUGAAGAAACAUUUAGUGAAGUGUUUUGAUAAGUAGAUUGUGAACAUUUGAAGAUAUGCUUAGAGUUGUUGGGCAUGGCAGGGUCAUUGGCUGUUUAAGUUUGUCAGCUGCAGUUGUUAUGGUCUAAAGUGCUCAAUGUCUCUGGGUAUGUCGGUCAACCAAUAAAGAGUUGCAAUAGCCAAUUUGUGCCAUGAUAAAAGAGGAAUUUAGAAUCAUAGAUAACCCAAGGAGCCAAGCUUGGGAUGAAGGGGUUAUAUUGGUUUCAGAUUCAUUAAUUGUAAUAUAGUUUUCAGGGAUGUAAUUGGAUGCUACAUGACAUCCCAUAUGUUCAAGAAUAUUGCCCUCAAUUAGCUUAUGCCAUCUUGCUUACGUUUCAUUUCAGUCAAUAAUACAUUAAGUUAAUUAGAAACACCUUCUGUUCGUCUCAUGCUAUUCCCAUUUCAUAAAUAAACUAAAAACCUUUUAAAAAAGUGAUUUGUGUAUACAUUUAUAAAGUGAGCACAAAAAGGAUGAAGGUACACAGAUUCCUCUAGGUGGGCCAGACAAUUCUCCACAAUGCCAUAGCAAUUCAUUAGCUCAGUACAAGGAAGACUUUGGCUUGGAGAAGCUUUUGUGGAACUGAUGAGCACCAUUGAUUCAUGGUUUAAGUUACAGGGGCACAUUUACUUAGCUCGAGUGAAGGAUUAGAAUGAAAAAAACUUCGAAUUUCGAAGUUUUUUUUUG